AUGCUAUCCGUACCGGCGGCACUAGCUCCCUUUGGCGUCUUUCUAGUCAAUACUCUUCUUUGGCCCGACUGCCCGCUUCGAUCCGCUGUUUCACCCGAGACUCCCCCCUCGGCCCAUCACACUCCUUCCUCCAAAUCUACACAGAACAGAAAUUCCUCGAAUUCAUCAUUAGCAUACAGCGGUACACCUCGUCGACUUUCAUAUGCGCCAUUCUCAACCUCUACUCAAGGAUCCGAUACCGCCGAUUGGGAUCAUAACCCGAAUCUUGCUAUUUCCAAUUUCUCUGAACUUCCAUCCAAGGACUUUGGUGUCAACCAGCAUAUGAUCAUAAACCAAGAAUUCAAAGAGGCUCUUCGUCAAAUUCUGUGGCAGUUCCGCGCGCCUAUCCGUUAUGCCUUCGCCUAUGGAUCGGGCGUGUUUCCGCAAAAUGGUAGCGCAGCUUCGUCCUUGUCCACUCACCCGUCCGCACCCGCCGCCAUCAAGAAUAUGCAGCAGGGAUCAGGGAAAAUGAUUGACUUCAUUUUUGGCGUAUCCUACUCUCAGCAUUGGCACUCCUUGAACCUUAUGCAGCACCGUGAUCACUACUCUGGACUUGGCUCUCUGGGUUCAUAUGCAGUCUCCCAAGUCCAGGAUCGGUUUGGCGCGGGCGUCUACUUCAACACACAUGUCACUGUCAACGGAACACUGAUAAAUACGGCGUGGUCAACUUGGACACUUUAUCUCAAGACCUUGCCCAGUGGAAUACAUUAUCAACCUAUUAUCGGCCUGCGAGUAGCCUUACUUCUGCUCCCAGAGCGCUUCACUGAAUUUCAGUUGUACAACACCAUUGCUGGUAUCAGUUACAUGGGUGAUCUUCGCAUGGUGCUUGCAGCGGAGGAUCCCGGGAAGGUGCAUAACAUCGUCUCGGGCCAGAUGACGCACUUCCGAAGGCUCUAUGAGCCACUCAUUUCGAACCUGCCUAAUGUCGAUUUCAAUGAUCCUCGCUGCAGCCAAAGCGAUUGGGUUGAUGAUCCCAAUGCUGUUCUCUCGAUGCAGCAAGCAUGGAUCCUAUGA
Messenger RNA from Penicillium chermesinum, 1053 nucleotides. RefSeq names its product phosphatidate cytidylyltransferase. The record is from RefSeq and is a predicted model, not a curated record. The transcript is spliced from 3 exons. Gene Ontology annotation, molecular function: phosphatidate cytidylyltransferase activity. Lineage: Eukaryota; Fungi; Ascomycota; Eurotiomycetes; Eurotiales; Aspergillaceae. Gene Ontology annotation, biological process: CDP-diacylglycerol biosynthetic process; cardiolipin biosynthetic process. The coding region runs from base 1 to 1053 and encodes 350 amino acids. Gene Ontology annotation, cellular component: mitochondrion.